Molecule: messenger RNA, 2180 nt
Organism: Rhinolophus ferrumequinum (greater horseshoe bat)
Lineage: Eukaryota; Metazoa; Chordata; Mammalia; Chiroptera; Rhinolophidae
Gene: SNX24
Product: sorting nexin 24
Exons: 7
Coding region: 295-750 (151 amino acids)
Molecular function (GO): phosphatidylinositol phosphate binding
Source: RefSeq, a predicted model, not a curated record
CUUUUGGAGUUUCUGGGCCAGAAAGAAAUAUGGCUCUAGGAGGUCAGUCAUCAUAAAAGAUGGAAAAGCAUGAAAGUUGAUGCUUAUCUCAGGAAGAACAUGUGAAGUGAGGGAGGAGGGAGAACUGAAGGUAAAACCCUAGAACGUGCAUGAGCAAAGAAUUAUUAGCAAGCAUCGGGAGGGAGAAAGAAACCCAGCGGUGUGAGGCGGGAAGAGAAAGAAUGGUGGAUGCUUUACAAGAAGGAAAGUGCUGGAUAUGACUGAGAGUCCUGAUAUGGUGACUGUCCAUUGGGCAUGAGGGUGUUUAAGAUAGAAGUGCUAAUGAAUGGAAGAAAACAUUUUGUGGAGAAAAGGUACAGCGAAUUUCAUGCCUUGCACAAAAAGCUUAAGAAAUGUAUUAAGACACCAGAAAUUCCAUCUAAACAUGUGAGGAACUGGGUCCCAAAAGUCUUGGAACAACGACGACAAGGCUUGGAAACAUAUUUACAGGCUGUCAUUUUGGAAAAUGAAGAACUUCCUAAACUUUUCCUUGAUUUCCUGAACGUGCGACACUUGCCGUCUCUACCAAAGGCGGAGAGUUGUGGAUCUUUUGAUGAGACAGAAUCUGAAGAGUCAAGCAAACUCUCCCACCAGCCAGUGCUGCUGUUCCUCAGGGAUCCAUACGUCUUGCCUGCAGCCAGCGAUUUUCCAAAUGUGGUUAUUGAAGGAGUUCUCCGUGGGAUAUUUUACCCUCAUCUACAGCCCAGGUAGAAAUCCUCCAUGGCCAGAAGAAGCUGAAGCAAGUCUCAAAGUUGCAGUCAAGGAAAUCGAUAGCUACCAAAUUAACCUAAACUCUAUGACAUAACAGCUCUAGCUAGUGGUAAAAUUCACAGUCCCAGCUUAAUUCAGGGCAGGGACAUUUCCAUUAGAAUGGUGCUUUUAAAAAUAGAAACUGAACCAGGGCGGUGCUGAGGUUAAGGCCAAGUGUUUAAGAAGUAGAACGUAGCUGCCAAUUUAGAAACCCACGAAAAGGAGACUACAGAAGGAUCCCGGGGAGCACCGCGUGUGACAAAACAAGGGACUCUCGCCUUCACUCGCAUCACUGGCUAAUUGAAAAUCUUAUCCUGAAUCAUACCGAGACUGAUCAACUUUGGUAGCUUUUUUUUGUUCAGAGUUCAUGACACACUAAUCUUUUCAUUAUGAGAUUUUUUUCUCAGCCAGUGAUAGAUAUAUUCUGAAGUGCUGGCACCAGGAGUGUGUUCCAGAAACACACACUGCUAAAUGUGAGGAAGGAACUAAACUGGAAAUUAAAUUAUGCUGGCAAUAUUUGGGCACUUUUUAAAUCAUGGCAUUUUAAUUUACAUUAUAGUGGAGUUGCAUCAUACCCAGGGGUUAGCGUCUAAUGUCGGUACAUGAGAUACAAUGGGGUAUGAAGAUUGUCCUUGAAAGCCCUGUAGAAAGGCUCUAUGUUGGAAAUCUGUCCAUCUACCACAGCCAGUUUUUCCUCCAGCGUUGGAAGAAAUGACUGUUUCUUUGGUUGAAGACCAAUUGAAGCUGUUGGGAUUUGUUUAGGGGCUAUUUUGUAUUAAAAAAAACACAUACUUCAAACACUAGAAUCACACUUACCCCUGAAGAUGCUGCCCUCUCAGAGACAGAACGUGCACUGACAUUGUCAACACUCAACUUGGUUUACUCAAGGGCGUCCAUUCAUUGAAUAGGUGGUAUUGCCACUGUUAGUUUUCCUUAUUGUUUCCUUUUCACGGACCUCAUGUUGAAUUAAUGUAAGUUAAAUGUGUUUAUGGUAUGACUCCACUGUACAUUUUACAUUCAUAUUUUUAGUAGUAGAGGAUACAAGCAUAUAUAUAUAUAUGCAACCUGUAUGUAUGUGCUGUAUUUGGGCAUUUCAUUGAAAACUAAUUAAUAGGUAGCCUAUUUAUGGUUAUUAGUUUUAAUAAGCUUCUGUGGGAGAAUUAGAUUCAAAACUAAUUACUGAAUCAUGUUAUUUGAUUAGGAUAUAAUUAUACAAGUUUAAAGCCGGCUACAAACUUUCAGAGAUGUAUUUAUGAUAGAUGUGUUACUACAUGUUGGAAACUAGAACUAAAUCAAGUGUCAUCAACCAAAAAUAACUGAAUAGUCAAGUGUUGAAGAUAUUUUUUUAAUGUUUUUUGUUAUUAGCUAUUUUGAGUUAAAUAAAAACAGAG